Molecule: messenger RNA, 1733 nt
Organism: Salvia miltiorrhiza (redroot sage)
Lineage: Eukaryota; Viridiplantae; Streptophyta; Magnoliopsida; Lamiales; Lamiaceae
Product: RNA pseudouridine synthase 6, chloroplastic-like
Exons: 9
Coding region: 91-1530 (479 amino acids)
Biological process (GO): pseudouridine synthesis
Molecular function (GO): pseudouridine synthase activity; RNA binding
Source: RefSeq, a predicted model, not a curated record
UCUAAAUAAAUUACUAAUUCUUAGCCAGCAUCUCGCCAGGGUCUUAUCCGUCGUGGAACCACCAAUAAGCCACCGGGACAAUCGCCCGCAAUGGCGGUCGGCGCCGCCGCGUCCUUCUCAUCAAUUCCCGGCGGCAGUGCGAUCAUCACACUUCUAUCCGCCUCCAGUUUCCACCAAACCUUGUUCUCUCCCACCAGCCUCGCCUCCUCGCAGUCCCCUUUCAAACAUAUUCAUAAACACCACGGUCUCAAUGUCGUCAGAAAAAAUUUGAGCUGCAGAACAGCCGCGCCUGCUGAUUGUAGUACGAAUUUGUCAAUUCCUACUAGUACUAAUAGCUAUCCUCCUUAUGAGCGCCUCCUUCCUUGCCCAUCUCAGAGUGGACCUCCAAGGGUAGAACACUUAGCUGUUUUAGAAGGAGGCCCUGUUCUUGAGUACAUUAGUAAAGCUCUUGAUAUUCCACCCCUAUUUGUUGCAGACCUGAUUCACUUUGGAGCUGUAUCAUAUGCUCUGGUAUACCCGGACCCCCCUCCAACUGCUACACCCGAGCAAAUAAAGGCUUACAAGAAAUUUACAGAUCCAUCACUUCUACGAAAUAGAUCAUCUAUUAAAGGGAAGACAAUACGAGCAGCUCAAAAAACUUUUCGCAUAACUCGCACGGAUGAGUUUGUUGAAGCUGGAACUUACUUACGGGUGUAUGUACAUCCAAGACGCUUUCCAAGAUGUUAUGAGAUUGACUGGAGAUCUCGAAUUAUUGCUGUGACCGAAAGCUAUAUAGUCUUGGACAAACCAGCUGUUUUAUCUCAGGUUGGAGGAACCACAAACAAUAUUGAAGAAACUUGUGCAACAUUUACUACUCGUGCCUUAGGAUUGGACGCUCCACUGAAGACUACCCACCAGAUUGAUAAUUGCACUGAGGGCUGUGUAGUGUUAGCAAGAACGACGGAAUUCUGCUCAGUUUUUCAUGCCAAAAUACGGGAUAAAAAGGUUAUGAAGCUCUAUCUUGCACUUGCUUCUGCUCCUGUAUCAGUUGGAGUACUUACCCACUAUAUGCGCCCAGUCAAGAUUCCACCUCGACUUGUAUCUGAAGAUUUCAUCAGUGGUUGGGCUUUGUGCCAACUUGAGGUCUUAGAGUGCAAGAAGGUUCCUUGGCCAAAUGAUAUAGUUGAAGACAAACACAAAAUUGAGGAUUGUGGCUGGCCGACUAAAGAUUUUGCAUAUGAGUGUAGAAUCAACCUCUUGACAGGUCGGACACACCAGAUUCGAGCACAGUUGGCUGCUCAUGGUGCUCCUCUAGUGGGUGACACAAUGUACAUGCCAGCUGCGGUUGCUGAGGCUGAAAACCCCGGGCUGAAUCCAUUUGGCACGAACAAGAAAGAGUUCUCCAGUGAUGAGGUCCAAGCCACAGCUGUUGAGGAAUGGAUUGCACGCCAUGGGAAGGAGCCUACUGUUGCGAUUGGUCUUCAAGCAUGCCGGAUUUCAUGGGACGACGGAGAGCAUACGUACGAGGCUGGAUCUCCAUGGUGGAGGUAAACAAUGUUAUGUUCUAGCUUACCUGAGUAUUGCACUUGGCAACUCUUGCAUUUGAGAAUCGUUGUACAAAUCGAGUCUUGAGUUAGAAGGAGCAGGGUAAGUCUAUUGGCAUUCCGCCAAUAUUUGUAAAGGCGCAUUGUGUUCCUUGUAGUUGUAAAUUUAUCAUAAAAUGAGAGAAAAAAAUAUGUGGAAAUUUUAUUGCA